Messenger RNA from Chelonia mydas (Green sea turtle), 4426 nucleotides. RefSeq names its product RNA pseudouridine synthase domain containing 2 (gene RPUSD2). The record is from RefSeq and is a predicted model, not a curated record. Gene Ontology annotation, biological process: pseudouridine synthesis. The transcript has 3 exons. Bases 3 to 1568 code for a protein of 521 amino acids. Gene Ontology annotation, molecular function: RNA binding; pseudouridine synthase activity. NCBI's taxonomy places the organism in Eukaryota, Metazoa, Chordata, Testudines, Cheloniidae.
CCAUGUGGGCGAGGCCGGCGGCGGCUGCCGCGCCGUGGCUGCUGCUCGCUGGCCCGAGAGUCCGCUGGUCGCUCGCCGCCCUAGCGCCCGUGGGUGGCCGCAUGGACGAGCCCGGCCCGGGGAGCAGCGGCCCGGGGGACGCGCCCCCCGCGGCCAAGAGGCGGCGGCUGCUGGCCGGGGAGGAGAAGCGGCCGGGCCACGGCGAGCGCUGCGUGCCGCCCCCGAGGAAGCGCAACCCCGGCGUGAGCUUCAGCGAGCCGCACUUCGCCGAGACCCGCUACUACUUCGAGGGCGGGCUGCGCAAGGUGCGGCCCUACCACUUCGACUUCCAGACCUACUGCAAGGGCCGCUGGGUGGGCAAGAGCCUGCUGCACGUCUUCAGCACCGAGUUCCGCGCCCAGCCCCUCGACUCCUACCGGGCCGCGGCCAGCGCCGGCCGCCUGCGCCUCAACGAGCAGCCCGUGCGGGACCUCAGCGUCGUGCUCAAGAAUAAUGAUUUUCUGAGGAAUACAGUGCAUCGCCAUGAGCCUCCAGUCACUGCUCAGCCUAUCCAGAUUUUGGUAGAGAAUGAUGAGGUGGUUGUCGUGGACAAACCCUCGUCUUUACCCGUACACCCAUGUGGCAGAUUUCGACACAACACUGUCAUCUUCAUCUUGGGCAAAGAGCAUAACCUGAAGGAGUUGCACACUAUUCACCGGCUUGAUCGCAUGACUUCCGGUGUGCUCAUGUUUGCCAAGACUGCAGAAGUGUCUAAGAGGAUUGAUGAGCAAGUUCGGCAGAGACAGCUGGAAAAGGAGUACGUCUGCCGUGUGCUUGGGGAGUUUCCAGAAAAUGAAGUGACCUGCGAGGAACCCAUCCUGGUUGUUUCUUACAAAGUGGGGGUGUGUCGUGUGGACCCCAAAGGCAAAUCCUGUAAAACUGUCUUCCAAAGGCUUAGUUAUAAUGGCAAGACCAGUGUGGUCAAGUGUUUUCCAUACACAGGUCGCACUCACCAGAUCCGGGUCCAUUUGCAAUUCCUGGGAUAUCCUAUUGUCAAUGACCCCAUCUACAAUAUGGAAGCCUGGGGUCCUACUAAGGGUAAAGGUGGUGAGAUUAAUAAAACAGAUGAGGAGCUUCUCAGGGCUUUAGUGGAAGAACAUCGUUCCAAACAGAGCUUGAGCAUCUUGGACGUUUCAGAGGAGGACCUGAAGCCCAUUGUGGGAAGUAAAGAAUGUGACCAUUCAGGUUACUGUACUAAGCCAGUUGAGAUUAUACCUAUAAGCGCAGACUCCUGCAGAACUGAGAACUCUAAGGAUCAGAAAGAAGCUGAAAUACAGGCUUGUUUGCAGAAUUCUGACACCAGACCAGAAACACAUGAAGCAAACCCUGAAGGAGCUAGUUCAAGUGGGAAUCAGGAUGGACAUACAGAAGAAAAGGACCCUCUGUGUGAGGAGUGUAAAAUAGUGAGGCAGGACCCAUCUCCUAGGGAGCUUGUGAUGUACCUGCAUGCCUUACGCUACAAGGGAGCAGAGUUUGAAUACAAUUCCAAGAUGCCAGACUGGGCUCUAGAGGACUGGGAUGAGAGCUAAGAAUAGAUACUGAGACUUUUGUGUUUCCUUCCAACAAAACUAAAAUGAAAGUAUUUGGUAAAGUCCUGAACUUGUGUGCGGUAAAAAUAUCUCAUUGGAGCUACUGCGAUCUUCCAUCAUUAUUUAUUGUGUUGUGCCUAGAUUGCUUGUGAAUUUUGAGGAGGUGGGAAGAGUUCUUCCUGAUUAGUGUUGAGAACUCUUUCCUAACAAUGAACCUGCUGACAGCUACUGAAGGGAGAGAUGGUUAAUCCAAGACACUUUAACUAUGUUUUCCUUUAAGAUGGUAACAGUGAUGGGUAAAAAAUAUUACUCAAAGGUGGGAAGCUUGGAACAAUUGCUUCCUCUUCUCACCACAUGGUGUUCAGGGUGCAUCCUUGUUUGCAAAUUGAAUGCAGUUGCUUACUAAAUUUAUACAACGAAGACAAUCAGCAUCUUGGCCCUUUUCCUGUGUCUGUCAUCUAACUCCCUUCUCUUUCUGGGUAAGGGUUGGGGAGAUGUUAGUCAAUCUAAAAUACUUCAGGUGUCACAUCCAGAUCAGUUUCAGUUAUGUUCUUAGUUUUGUUUAUACCAAGGUACUGUGCAGGCUGGUUCUUUUCCUGGCAGGUUAAUCUUCAUUCAUUUUAUUUGGAGUUCUAUUGCAUUGUGCAGUUCUCCUCAUUAAGACGUUUCCAUCCUUGUGUGUGUUUCCAGAUUCCGUUUUUUGUUUGUUCUAGAUGGAGUAUAGUCUGUCCUUAAAUCAGCUUUGCAAAAUUCCUUGGAAAAGCAUACUGCUCCAACUAAAAAUUCAGUAGCCCAAAGAAAUUGUCAUCUUUGCUGUUAAUGAGUCCAUAUCUGUAGGUACUCCCAUCCAAAACAAUCUCUACAUAUUUUAAUCAGUCUCCGUUUCCUUUCCCUAUAUUUUUUAACUCCUCCCAUAUGGUUUCUCUCCUUAUUACUUAACCCCCAUUACGCCUUAUACUGUACAUCUUGUACUGUGCAUAUCUUUUCUAACAUAUCUUAACCACCCCCUUCCAUGUACCCACACACAGGGCUUAGAAAGCAUACCAAACAUAUAAUAGCCAGAAAGCUAAGUCUGAUAUGGAAGGUGGCAGGGGCUUGCUGUUUCAGGGAUGGCUCUACUCCACCCUCUUGACUUUUUGGUUGUUCUAAGUAGGGGUGUUUCUACUACCCUAGCCUUCAUUUUGCAGCUCCCAGCCUCAGUAGAAGGAGCUUCAGUAUCAGCCUCUGCUAUUACUCAGAAACUUUGUGAGCUGCCGCAGAAUGAAACACCUGAUUGCAGCAGUGAUACCAACAAGAUAUAGGGUUCUGAAUAGUAGAAGUAAAACUGAAAAUACUUUGGUUAGUUUUCACUUUGCUGCAGCUUGUUCGGAAAGUUCUAACCCACAGCUGAGGCAUUUCAGGAAUUAGAGCACUCCAUCUGUUUGUGUGUGAGAGACUUUAGGAUGUAAAAAAAUGUUAACUUUGUCCGGGGUUUUUGUUUUGUUUUUGUGUUCAUUUUUUUUGAAGGGCAGGACAGUGUACUCACUGGGACGUUUCCUGUUUGCUAUGGCAAAGUGGAUUUUUCCAUCCCAACCUUAAAUAAUAAUGCUAACGUUGGUAGAUGUGUGCUAGCUGCUUGUACUUGCCCUGCAUUAGACAGUAAACCUAAAACUGUACAAGCCAGUGCAUUGCUGGUAAGUUGAUAUUAGGAAGUCUAGAAUGUUAGCGGCUUACUCUAACGAUGCCAGGAGUGCAUCUAGAAUAGGAAAAAGUAUGUGUGGAUUUUGGCCAAACAAAAAUCUUCGCUCACUACCCAGUGCUUUGUUUGAUCUACAUACAUAGUCCCUUUAUUAUUAUAGCAGCGCUUAGAGGCCUUGACGAGAGCCUUACCAUGGUAUGCAUUGCCCACACCUAAUAAGAAGGUAGCCCCUGCCCUGUUCAGGUUUACAGACUAACGGUGAACAUUCGCAUCUAGUCUUCUAUAUGCCCAAACAGGAGUGAUAUCUUCAAAGAGAGUUUCUUCAGGAUUUAUGUUCUUGGCCAUGUGAAAUACAAAGGUGACUUAAAGUAAGAAACUGCACAACUGCCACUUUCCCUAGUAAUUUGUGUGUUAAUGCUAAGUGCUUUCUUUAUUAUUCUGUGGCUAUAGUGUGUGUGGUGGGGGGGAGUACAGAGGCUGCCACUUGAAUAAAUACAUCCAACAGAGAGGUCCUCUAGCAACACCAGGAAAGACCAGAGUUGCUGAGAGUGCAUGCACACAUUAUUAAAAAAAAAAUAAAAAAACCCAGCCACCCUACAUAUAUAAUACACACACACACACACACACACACACUUUAAAGAAACAUACUUGGUGGAUCACUGAAUAAAGUUGAUGGUAAAGAACAAAGUGCUGUUUUAUCAAUCUAGGCAAACUCUUCUGUCCAUCCUUUGAAGAAAUGAAUUUUGAGGUCCCAGCUCUACAGCAGAGAGCCUGGAAGCCGUGAAAGCUUCAGCAGGAGCUCUCAGAGUUUCCAUGCUUCCUGAUGAGGGAAUGGCAGCCCUACCUCAAGUUGUUGCUCUCAGGAUCUGGACUCCCAGUACCAUAGGGAGCCUGGAAGCUCGGAGAGCCGCAUCUCCAGCUGGGGCUUCCAGGCUGUCUGCCACUGAGCCAGACUCCCUGGUCAACUUGCGCCCCAGAUGCCUAUACUCUAUUAGCUCAGGGAGCCAGCUGGCAUGGGAAUUUGGUAGCCCUAGGGUUGCCAGCCUUGGGCCAUCCAUGUGGCCAGGCUGUCAUGGGACUAAUGGACCAUGGAAUCCCUGGCAGCUGCUGACCUGGUUCAUGUCCAUUUCAUGGCUGCUCAGGACUGAAUGGUAGCCUUGAAAAUGACAGUUUGAUAGCU